This is a messenger RNA of Mercenaria mercenaria, 7440 nucleotides long. RefSeq names its product mitochondrial inner membrane protease subunit 1-like. The transcript is spliced from 6 exons. The coding region runs from base 1118 to 1594 and encodes 158 amino acids. Gene Ontology annotation, cellular component: membrane; mitochondrial inner membrane peptidase complex. NCBI's taxonomy places the organism in Eukaryota, Metazoa, Mollusca, Bivalvia, Venerida, Veneridae. Gene Ontology annotation, molecular function: serine-type endopeptidase activity. The record is from RefSeq and is a predicted model, not a curated record.
AUGUAUUGUUACACUGGAAUAAAAUUUGUUUUACAAUAACUUCGAAAUUUCUCAGAAAUAAUAUCAUGUACCCCACCCACCUAAUUCAUAAUUUCAGAAUAACAUAGGCCUUAACCAUUAUAUAAUGUAUAACAAGGAAUAGAAAGGGCGCCAGAGCACUGUCCGCUAGGGGAAACCUAGCUGAUGUAACCGGUGCUGAUUUGGAAGAUUGGCCUUCAAAUGUAUCCUGCUGGGUAGAAUUGUGAUUGGAAAGGAAGCUCUGCAUCAAGUCAAUCAAGGUUCCCCUGAUUCCUUAGUGAUUCAGCAUUUGAGUGAGUCAUCUCUGGAGCUCUUGAUUUGUAGCAGUGUGUAUAUAAUGUAUAUAAUUAGGGCCAUAUAAUUAGUCUAUGAUAUCAAUUGUCCGAUUAGCUCAGUUGGUAGAGUAUCUGACUUGCAAGCAGAAGGUCACAGGUUCGAGUCCUGUAUCGGGCUGCACAUUUUUCCGCUUCUAUCACACAUCAAAGGCCUUAGAAAAAUAAAGAAGAAUGGCAUCAUCUGGAUGGGACUUGGCUAGACUUGAUGCAAGUUUAAUGGCUGUCAGAAGGAGCUGGCUCUUACUUCUUCUGGAAACCAUGCUUGCAAUUGCUGGUGGUAUAAUGAAUAUUGAAGAUUUUCCGUGUAAUGACUUGGUGAUAUGUUCUGAUAGUUUACAAGUUAGUGGUGGUGAUACUGAUACCAGUUGAUAGUUGGAUGGCUUGCUCUGAUCACUUUCUUGAAAGUUGUGGUCAUUGUUUGCAAUAUUGUGUACCUCUGGAAUUUGAGGACAAAAUUCCAGUUUGUGAGGGUGUAUGCUGCUGUACAAACCUGAUCAUAUUAGGGGAGAAAAUACAUAAGGCAAUAGGUUAGAUCAGAGUCAGUAGGGUGUAACUUAGACUAGAAAAAAAAUGAAUGCAAUCAGUAAUUCGCUAAACUUUCACUUUUGUCACUCGUUAAUGCAGUUUUCUUUGUGCAAGAUUGCAACCUACCAGGUGAUUUGUGUACAAACUUUAUAAGGAUUCAGAAAAUUGGAUAGGACCAGACUCAAAAACAUACUGUCAUGUAGGUGUCCAGUAAAUAAUCUGAAGAUAAUUUUGCCAGAAUGCGACAGAAAGUAUUGUAUGUUCUCAAGGGGUCAGGGAAUAUCUUCGUGAAGUUUGUACAGUAUGGCUGCAUCUAUCAUUGUGUCACAACAUAUGGUGUCUCUUGUGUAACUUGUGAUGGCAAGUCAAUGGAGCCAGCAAUAUAUCAUGGUGAUGCAUAUAUCGUAGAAUGUAUAAGUGUACGUAGGCAGAAGUUGAAAAGAGGGGACAUUGUUGGUGUCAAGUCUAUGGAUGAUCCAAAUAAGUAUAUAUGUAAAAGGAUAGUUGCAAUGGGUGGAGAUAAAGUAUACAAUGACAUAUCAAAUGAACGUGUUUGGGUACCAAAAGGCCAUGUAUGGUUAGAGGGAGAUAAUAAAAGCAGCUCACAUGAUUCAAGAUAUUAUGGUCCUGUCCCCUAUGGACUUAUAUUUUGUAGACUUAUAUUCAGGAUCUGGAGUGGCCACCAGCACAAAGUUCACAUGUCCAAGGACAGAUGACAUUGACUCAGGAAUUAGUUCAUUUCGUGUACAGUAUUCCAUAUAACUUCAUUGUCUUCAGAAAUAAAGACCAAAGGGGCAUAAAUAAUUAUGUGCUACAGUUUUUAGCUCAGUGUAAACUUAUUUGGAUAUAGAUACUAUAUAGAUUAAUAGUAUUAUUUAAGAAGUAAUAAGUUCCCAAACGUGGUUUAGCGUAGAAUAAACUGAGUUUUGAGUUCUUGUGCGUAAAAAUAGGCCUGAGUGAUAUAUUGUUUCGCAUAAGAACGAAAAACUCAGGUUUUUCUAUGAUGGACGGGACUUGAAAGUGUCUUUAAGCUAGCCAGAAUUGCCUGUGUCGAUUUUUAUGAUUUAUUUAUUUCCAUUGCUAAAUGUUACCUUUGUUAUAAUCUGCCUAUGAAAUAUAUAUUCAUGACCUGUUUUAGCUAAACCAUAGAUAAUUUUUUUUUUAUGUAUUGAUAAUGACAUUCAAAAUAUUCAUUUUCAUAAAAGUAUAUGUAGUUGCUGAUAAGACAUAUCUUAAAGUGUGUAACAUUAUUGUAAUACCAGUGUUUGUGUAGAUAUAUAGGAGUCAAACAGAAAUGUUGAAUUACAUAUGAGCUGUGCCAUGAGAAAAGCAACAUAGUGGCUUUGCGACCAGCAUGGAUCCAGAACGGCCUGCACAUCCGCGCAGUCGGGUCAGGAUCCGUGCUGUUCGCAUUCAAAGCCUAUUGCAGUUAGAGAAACUGUAAGCCACUAUGUUGGUUUUCUCAUGGCGUGGCUCAUAUAGUGAGCAUUCUGCUUUUACUUUUAAAAUGUUUUGCAAGUAACUGAAAUGAAAGACCCUUAGAUUGCAGGAUGACAUUUUUUUCAUUUAUUUUGACUUAUGUUAAAAUGCUAUCAUUUAUUAAUGUCAUGUUACUGUAUUAAUAUAGACACAUUUCACAAUUGCUUUUUACAUACAAAAUAUUCUAAAUUUUUUUUAAAUAUCAUUUAUUUUAUAAGCUUUAGAAAUAUGGUAAUGUUUCCCUUUAUUGCCAGUACUGGUAAAACAUGGGAUAUUUCCUAUUUGUGGCUUUUAUUCAAGUCUCUGUGUCUGAAAAAACAGAAUUUAUUUAGUAAUAUUGUCUUUUGCCAAAGUUUUAUUAGAUAUUGCAGAGGAUUUUACUAGACUCUCAAGGUCAAGGUCACACUUUAGUUCCAACUGAAGUAGGUCAUAUAGUUGAGCCUGCCUUAGCAGCCACCUGUAUUCAACAGCUAUUUGUCUUAAUUAAGCAGCCUGUGAGCCAACUUAUUAAAUGAAAUAUUUGUUCUAAUUUGAACUUGAGUUAAGUAGCCAUUUGCCCUAUCAGCCAGAUGGUGGUCUCUUAUGUUGCUUCUUAACCUUUAUCCUGCUAAAUUUCUAAAUUGGGCUGGUCCAUCAUUCAAUUUGGGCAGUACCAUUUAUUAUUCAAAGGGGUGUUCCCUGAAAACAUACUAGCAAACAGAGCUGCCUGCACAGAUGAUCUUGGUCUGCACUGGUCCCAAAGGUAGUCCAACUAAUUUGACGUGAUCCUUGGAAAUACUGAGAUAAUUUUCUCUGUUACUAUCAAAGCUAUUGACUUGAAACCUAAAAUACUUAUUUACCAUCAAAGUCUAAACCCGGAGAAACAGUCCCCAUAACUCUUAUUUGAAUUUUGACAGAAUUAUGUCCCUUUUAACUUAGAAUUUUUUGUUAAAAUUUUUGAUAAAGUCAAAUAUCUCUGUUACUAUUAAAGCUUUUUACUUGAAACUCAGAAUAGUUAUUUACUAUUAAAGUCUACACCAGGAGACACACAAUUCCCAUAACUCUUGUUUGAAUUUUGACAGAGUUAUGUCCCCUUUUAACUUGGAUUUUUUCUUUUACUGGGAAAGCUCUAAUUCAGAGUCAAGCACUGAGAAAAGUCGAGCACGCUGUCUUAUGGACAGCUCUUGUUCAUAUGGGCAAUAUCCCCACUCGCGUCAAACACUCGAAAGACCAAAAUAGUUGAAGCAAUUUACGAUGAAAUUUUCAUCGCUGCCGAUGCUUUACAUGCUAUAGGUUUAAAUGCCAAUUAUUUCAUGAAUUGGCCAUAAAUUCAAAUAAAACUUACAUGUAUCAAAAUGGGAUUCAAUUUUUCAUUGAUUUAUUUAAAAUUAUCAAAUAAUACCCAAAAUUAUGAAUUUUCUGGUGAUUUAAACCUAUGUAUGUAUGGUACACGAUUAACUGUUACUGUAUUACACAGUAACUUUACAUGGCUGUGUACUGUGAUUCAUCCUCCAUUAUCUUGGUGCUUCAAAGUUUUGACUUUUAGAUUGCCAGUCACAAAUAUAAAACAAUGUGAACGUUGAAUUAUUUUGACUUGUCACAAAGGCAGAAUCACUUGCCGGCAGCAGGCUAAAGGUUAGAUACAGGUUUGAUUGUGUAUCAAUUAUUUGUUCUUCUUAGAAAACAAUGUGUUCAAAUUAUACUCCUUGCAUGUGCAGUACUGAUUCCCACAUCUUUUAUAAAAGUCAACAAUUUCUAAUAUCUUUUCCCAAGAAUAAGAUUUGCAUUUAAGAGGCAUUUUAUCCAUUUUGUUUUCACAAUUUACACAACAAUGACAAACUGUAAUGACAAUGCAAACAACUUCUCUGGUAUUCAAACUUUUAUUUUCAUUUAUUGAGAACAUUUUGUAUUUAAAAAACAUGAUUAUCUUAAACAAUUUUACCAGACAGUAGACAUUAAAAUCUUUUUUAACACCCAUUAGCUAUUCAACAGGUAAGAACACUUGUCCCCUGUAUUCAUGAUAAAAAAACUAUCACGGUAUAAUACCGUUAAUUAUGUCUUUUUGCUACAUCUAUUGUUUGUUUACCAGUUUGUUUUCCACUAUUCGGAUAUGUGUCUACUUUCGAGACAAAAUUAUGGUAAAGGCAUGGCAUGGGCUUGUUAUCUCAUACGGAAUAACAGUAAGGCCUUAUGUGCUUAUUUUUGAUAUGCGCUUAUAUUCGAAUAUGCACUUAUUUACCAGAUUUUACAGUAUUUAGGUUAUUUUUUUAAAUAUAAUAAUGAAUGGUGCUUAAAGUGUUCACUAUGUAAAGGUUUUCAUGAUUAUUGUGAUUAUACUCUGGCAGAAUGAGACUGUAAUUAACUAUUCUGUUUUAUAUUAUACUGAGUAAUUAAAUAAUUUUUUAAUUAGUAAUAAUUAUGUGUAUGCAAUUACAAUUAUUUAAGGAUAGGGUUUACUUUGAAAAUUUCCAUUUUCUUUGUUUUUUCGUUAUCAAUGAUAAUUUUAAUUUGAGGAAUAGUUGUAUAAAUAAGAUAAAUAUCAUAUUACAGUUUAUAAUCUCUUCACUAUUUGUAGAGAUAUAUUCAUUUGAAGGGAGCCUCCAUGGCCGUGUGGUUAAGGUCGCUGACGUCAAAUCACUUGCCUGUCAUCGAUGUGGGUUCAAGCCUCACUCGGGGCAUUGAAUUCUUCAUGUGAGGAAGUCAUCCAGCUAGCUUACAGAAGGUCGAUGGUUCUAUGAAAUAAUGCACGGAGGGGCACCUAGGGUCUCCCUCCACCAUCAAAGCUGGAAAGUCGCCAUAUGACCUAUAAUUGCGGUGUGAAGUAAAACCCAAAACAACAACCAAAAAAAAAAGAAAGAUUCAUUUGAAAGUUAAUACACUAAAACAGUCACUACAUAUGAAUCAUUUGCCAUGCUGACAUUUGUUUUUUCAUUAAGGGUAAAUUUUUAGCGCAUCUGACUUAUUGUGAUCGCUCAAUGUCUGUCGUCCAUCGUCUUGUCUUCUCUAUUGUCUACCAACAUUUAGCUUGUGUAUGCGAUAGAGGCUGUAUUUUUCAAUUGAUCUUCAUGAAAUUUGGUCAGAAUGAUUGCCUUGAUGAAAAUCUAGACCAGGUUUGAAUAUGGGGCAUUUGAGGUCAAAAACUAGGUCACUAGGUCAAAUCAAAGAAAAACCUUGCAUAUGCGAUAGCUGAGGCUGUAUUUUUUAGUUGAUCUUCAGUGACAUUGGUCAGAAUAAUUGCCUUGAUGAAAUCUAGGUCAAGUUUGUAUAUGGGUCAUGUUGUGUCCAAAACUAGGUCACUAGUUCAUAUCAAAGAAAAAUCUUGUGUAUGCAACAGGAACUGCAUUUUACACCGGAUCUUCAUGAAAUUUGAUCAGAAGGUUUGUCUGGAUGAAAUCUAGGUCAAGUUUGAAUUUGAGUCAUCUGAGGUAAAAAAGUAGGUCAACUGAUCAAAUUAAAGAAAAACCUUGUGUAUGCAAUAGGGGCUGCAUUUUACCCUGGAUAUUCAUAAAGUCAGAAUGAUAGCCUUGAUGAAAUCUAGGUCAAGUUCGAAUAUGGGUCAUCUGGGGUCAAAAACUAGGUGAAAUCAAAGAAAUAUUUUCCAUUUAUCUUCAUGAAAUAUGGUCAGAAUGAUUGCCUUGAUCAAAUCUAUGUCAAGUUUGAAUAUAAGUCAUCUGGGGCCAAAAACUAGGUCACUAGGUCAAAUCAAAGAAAACCUUGUGUAUGCAAUAGGUUCUCCAUUUUACACCGGAUCUUCAUGAAAUUAAGUCAGAAUGGUUUCCUUGAUGAAAUCUAGGUCAUGAUUGAAUAUGGUUAAUCUUUGGUGGGAAACUAGGUCACAAAGUCAAAUAAAAAAAAGCAACCUUAUGUAUGCAACAGGGACUGCAUUUUACACAGGAUCUUCAUGAAAUUUGAUCAGAAUGUGUCUGGAUAAAAUCUAGGUCAUGUUUGAAUAUGGGUCAUGUUGGGUCAAAAACUAGGUCACCCGGUCAAAUUAAAGAAAAACCUUUUGUGUGCAAUAGGAGCUGCAUUUUACACUGGAUAUUCAUAGAAUUUAGUUAGUGUGGCUACCUUGAUGAAAUCUAGGUCAAGUCUGAAUAUGGGUUAUCUUGGGGCAAAAACUUGGUCGCAAGUCCAAUAAAAGGAAAACCUUGUGUAUGCAAUAGGGACUGCAUUUUACACUGAAUCUUCAUGAAAUUUGAUCACAGUGUUUGUGUUGAUGACCUUUAGGUCAAGGUUGAAUCUGGGUCAUGUUGGGUCAAAAACUAGGUCAUCCAGUCAAAUCAAGGAAAAGCUUGAUAACACUUUAAAGGCCAAGUUUAUGGCCCUAUCUCCAUGAAAUUUGGUCAAAAUGUUUCUGAGGUCAAAAACUAGGUCACCUGUUGAAAUAAAAGAAAAACCUUGUGCAUGCAAUAGGGGCUGUAUUUUUCAUUUUAAGUGCGUGAAACUUUGUCAGAAUGUUUGUCUGCAUGAAAUCUCGGAUUAAUUUUCAUCUAGGUCAUGUGGGGUUAAAAAGUAGGUCACCAGGCAAAUCAAAGAAUAAGCUUGUUUACACUCUAGGUGCCACAUUUUUAUUCUAUCUUCAUAAAACUUGGUCAGAAUGUUUUUUAUCAUAAAGUUUUUGAUGAUGUCGAAUCUGGGUCAGGAGGGGCCAAAAACUAGGUCGUUAGGUUAAAUUAAAGAAAAAGCUUGUAUACACUCUAGAGGCCACCUUUUGUUCCUAUGUUCCUGAAACUUUAUCAGAAUGUUUGUUUUAAUUAAUGGAAUCUUGGACAAGCACGAAUCUUGGUCAUGUGGGGUCAAAAACUAGGUCACUAGGUCAAAUCAAAGAAUACUACUUGUUUACAUUCAAGAAACCACAUUUUUGGUCCAGUCUUAAUGAAAAUUGAUCAGAAUAUUUGUUUCCAUGAAAUCACUAGGUCAAACAUGUUUACACUGUUAUGGUGUGAUUCUCAGGUGAGCAACCUAGGACCAUCUUAGCCCUCUUGUUACAUAUUUUAAAGUUAAAUGAUUUUUUUUAUAUGUGUUAAUUUAUGUAUUAGUUAAAAUGUUUUGUAAUAAAUAUUCAUAAUGUAAGGUAAUUAAAACUAAUUUUGAAAUAAUUUAA